ACCUUUGUGUAUAACAUCGAAUUCAUAAGUUUGAGUACUUAGGUAUACAUAAAAAAAGAAUCAAAUCGUGGCAACGAUAUUUUUCAGUGUCUUUUAAAAGUCAAAAAUAUAAGUGAAAAGAGUGAUUAAUAGUUCAAACAACAAAAUUAUUUACAAUGUAAAGUUUCAAAGAUAAUUUGCAGUUCACAAUCAUCAACUUUCUCUAGAAAUUUCCCAAAGAAAUUUUGGAGGAAAUAGUUAUUCUCAUUCUUUAUAAGUUUUUUUUGAGAGUACCUUAUAUUGGUGUUUAUAAAUCACUGUGCAAUUAUUUCAUGUUUGAGCAUUCAAAUAAUUCACCAUAGUGAAAUAAAAAUAAUUUUCAGUUAUAAAUAUUUUGAUAUUUUAAAAAUAAUGGAGCACCAGUCAAAUUCAUUUCAUCGUAUACGAACAAAUUCUAAAGAUGUUGCAGUUUCAGAAUGUGUUCGACAAUUUGAGUUGCCUCGUCAGUUUCCCAGUACAGUUAAUGAAUUACGUACAAUGAAAUCUAAGAAUAAUCUUUCUCCAAUGCAGUUUAAAAAACCAUCAAAUCUUACAACCUCAAAUAAUAUCAAAGUCUCUGAUGUUCAAACUUUAAAACCACUUCACCACCACCACCAACCACCAUUUCAAAAAGUAAAACUCAAACUGCCUAAUGGGCAAGAAUUAGGAGAAGUUAAGAUGAUUUUGAGUUCAAACAUCCAGUUCUCAUCAAAGAAAUCUGUAACAGUUAAUAGAAAUCUCAAACCGACUGUACUUAAAAGUCAUAAUAAACCUAGAAUAAAAAGUAUUACUAAAUUAGUUGAUAAAAUUGAUACAAGAAACAUUCAGGUACAACCACAAACAAAAUUGAAAGAGAAACAGUUAUUAUUUAAUAACCUUCAACCCACUUCUAAUUUGAACUGUAAUAAUCAACUUAAAAAUCAAUUAAUUUUGGGCGUGAAAAGAAAUUCACAAGAACCACAAAUAAUUUAUUCAGAAAUGAUACCUGCUGCUAAAUUGCAAAAAAUUUCAACUAAAGAUAUUGGAGAAUUCUCUUUUGAAAAUCAACUUGAUCAACCAGAAAGACAAAAACUGAGCCAAAAUAUGUCAAUAAAAGCAAUGAAAGUAGAAAAUCAUACUAUUAGAGAUUGUAAUACAAUCAUAGAUUAUCAAAAAAGUCUUGAUCAAUUCAAAAAACAGAAACUGAACAAAAAUGUAUCAACAAAACAGAUUAAAUUGGAAAACUUUACCAAUAGUAAUUGUAGUAAAUUCAUAACUCCAAUCUCUAAAGGAGUAAAUACAACUAAAUUUAAAACUCAAACUAAUCAAAAGAUUAUUGUUGUUAAACCAGGUGAUGUCAUAUCAGGAAGUUUUAGAAUUGCAGAGAGAACUUCGCAUAAAAGUGUAGAAAUAAAUUCAAAACCAACUGUGGAACCAAUUGUAAAACCAACUACAGAAAUAGCCAUCAAAUCCAGAAAACUUUUAAUUAAUAGUACUGCUAUAAGUAGUAAAGAUUUAAUGGAAAAACUUACUUGCAUUGAAAAUUUAAAUUCUCAAAAUAAAGAAAGAGUGGAAAAUGAUAAAAUGAAUGUUCAAGAAAAUCAAAAUAUAAUAGAAACUGAACACGAAGUUCAAACUGAGUCAGAAGAAGAAGAUUCUGAUGAAGAAGUAUCUAAACUUUGUGAAAAAAUAGAAAGUUUUGUCAAUUUAAAACAUAGCUGCACAUUCAUUAACGAACCAAUCAGUACUUUAAAUUUCAAUAAUAAUUCUGAUAAAAAUCCAGACACUGAUAAUCAAGGUGAUGAAAUUGGAAAGAAAGUUGAAGAUUCUUUGCAAAAUAUAUUCAAGACCAAUAGAACUUAUAAUGAAGUGAAUAAAAUUUUUUCAAGAGCAAAAAAGUCUGAUUUAUAUCAAAUUUCAGAAAUAUUACAAUCAGAUUUUAAAUCAAAUAUUAGCUUUAAUUCCUGUGGUUUAUUAGGCAUUCAUGACGCAGUUAUAAGAAAUAACUUACUCCAAGUGAAACAGCAUAUUGCAACAUUAAAGAUGAUGGGUAAAAGUAUUGAUGUUUCCACACAAGAUGAAAAAACAAGUCUUGAAAUUGCUAUAGAAUAUGAUAUAAAUCCAAAAAUAAUAAAAGUCCUUCUGAAAGCUGGCGCUCAACCUGUGCAAAGUAAACCAUCUCAUGAUUCUGCUAUGAUUAUAGCAGCAAAAAAUUCAUCUAAAAAUUUACCUAUAUUAUGUAAGUAUAUAGACCAGAAUAACAAAACUGGAGUUAAUUUAAAAGGAAAAGAAGGUUUAGCUGCAAUUCAUUAUUGUGCCAUUCAUGGGAAUUUGCAAGGAAUAACUGAACUUCUCAAAUGUGGAGCAGAUGUAAACCUACAAGAUGAUAGAUCAGGAAGAACCGCAUUAUUUUAUGCCAUGGAAACAAGAAAUUCUAAUAAAAUUCAAGACAUUUAUUUUGACAUAGCCUUUAAACUUCUAGAGCAUGGAGCCAUCUCAAAUAUUCAUACUUUUUCCAAGCAUUCUGUCCUAAAUUUAAUAGAAGACAUUAAAAGUUUCAAACUCAAAAUGGCCAUAAAUAGAGCUGUGCUAUGAAAAAAUACGAUUGUAAAUAUUGUAAAUAAAGGUGUAUGCUUGAAAUACAAUUUGAAA
This is a messenger RNA of Trichogramma pretiosum, 2649 nucleotides long. RefSeq lists its product as uncharacterized. The transcript has a single exon. Lineage: Eukaryota; Metazoa; Arthropoda; Insecta; Hymenoptera; Trichogrammatidae. Gene Ontology annotation, molecular function: protein binding. The coding region runs from base 391 to 2592 and encodes 733 amino acids. The record is from RefSeq and is a predicted model, not a curated record.